Messenger RNA from Fibroporia radiculosa, 570 nucleotides. RefSeq lists its product as uncharacterized. The transcript is spliced from 5 exons. The coding region runs from base 1 to 570 and encodes 189 amino acids. The record is from RefSeq and is a predicted model, not a curated record. NCBI's taxonomy places the organism in Eukaryota, Fungi, Basidiomycota, Agaricomycetes, Polyporales, Fibroporiaceae.
AUGGCUAAACACCGCAAACCCAAGUCAAAGACACAGGAUACAACGUCGGAGCCUGGUCUACUUGAUCUCUCCGAGGACGAGCAAUGGCGUAUCGUCAAUCAAACAGGUAUACUGAAGAAGCUUUCCAGUUCUGAACGUGAGCAGCGAACUGAGGAUGAGGAGCGUGUUGACUUCGGGGACGAGGUGUUCAAUGCUACCCUGUUUAUCAUCCCAAUGUCUUUCCUUCUACUCCUCAUGGAAAUGUGCUACGGUAGGAAGCCGACAUAUAUGGAGCUGGCGGAUAGGAUGGUCCCUGGUGUACCGAUUCUCUCUGUAUUCAUAUUCUACACUACCCGCUACAAACGGUAUCGGACCAUGCAGUUCCUUCUUUUUGUUCUGUCUGUGGUGGUGGGUCCUAGACUGGUGUACCUCAUUAACCGCGCGUCGUGGCGGGUUGUCAUGAAGCAGUGCCCCCCUCUGGCUACGCUUUGGGUAUACGCUGUGCUACAGCUGGAUCUUGGUCCCGCUACUCUAAACAUGAUCAUUGUUGGGAGCUGGAUGUGGUACAAGGAGAUGAAAAUCUUUUUGUGA